Peronospora farinosa is the source of this 2337-nucleotide messenger RNA. NCBI's taxonomy places the organism in Eukaryota, Oomycota, Peronosporomycetes, Peronosporales, Peronosporaceae. The record is from the annotation of a GenBank genome assembly.
AUGCCACCAAGUAGCGUCCAGUCGACGUCUCUGAGCGUCGCACAGGAGACGUUAUUAAACGUAUUAGAGCGCCACGUGCAGCUCAAGACACAAGCGGAGACUCAUGCAUCAAUUUUACGUCUCCAUCGACGUCCAGAGACGCUCAAGACAUUGCGGGAGUUGUUUCAAACGCAGCAAAUGUCCAAGAAGAAUCAGACGAAAAGUCCCGUUCAAUUGGACCCUUCAUUUGUCCAUCUAACGAGUCACGUCCAAGUUGUUACUAAAACGCAAGCACUUUAUCGUACUUUUGAGACCAAUUUACAGCAAAUUGAAGCACUGGAUGCCCGUGUGGCUGUAAUUGCUGCUCCAAUGCCUCAUUUUACAGCAAUUGACACAAUUGCCCAAGCGCUUGGCUUUGGUGUGAAAUUUGCAACACCUUCGAAUGACAAGAAGUUGUCGAAUCAAGUAGAAACAACACGAGGAACAGGAGCUUCUUUCAAGAAGAAGGGAACAAAAUCAAGUCAAGCAGUGCAAGUUUAUCAGCAUCGACGAGAGAUCGAUCCAACUACAAAAGGUUUUGAACAAGCACUGGAGAAAAUUGACACGUCGGUCGCAUUUUUAACAAAACAUGCAGAAUAUAAGGACUCGGCGUGCUAUAUUGACGCGUAUCGGACACUUGCAGCAGGCGGAAUUCAAGCGCUGAAAGACUAUGCACUCAGUGGUCUUGAUGCAGCAAAGGAUGCAGUGUACGAGGCCUUGCAGAAAGAAGUAAUGAAGUCGCAGCACAGCAGUGGGACAACUUUGUCAGUCGGGCAACUGGAUGAAACCUCGGCAUUUUAUUUGAAUUUUCAACUGGUAGCGCCCGCGCUUGCAGCAGUAGCAAAACAACUUGAACGUUUAAAUGCUCUUCCGCCGCAGGAUAGUGCCGAGAAUUUGCGUGUGCUAGGAGAGGUGGUCGAUGCGUAUGCUUCUCAGCGUGUACAGCUGCUAUCGCCCGUGUUUGGCACGUGGCUAAGUGCUCUGUCUCAAACGUCGGAUAUCGUAAAUGUGCUCCGUGCAACAUGUGCUCAGCUACUCAAGGUAUGUGAGGCAGAGCUACGACUCUUUCUGAAACUUUUUGGCCACGAUCCGAGCGACGAGCUCUUCGUCUUCUCAGGUAUCGAUAUUGCCCACAUAUCCGAGCCUGAAGAGAGAGAGGAUGACAUUGAGAACGCCUUCGAACGACUUAUUUUCCAGCUUAGCGGAUUAUUGUACAACACUAUGCGUCCUCAAGUUUUAAUUCAACAGGAUCUGGAAGUAUUAUGUGAGGUCAUUCAGAUAUUACGGAGCGAAGUGAUCGAGGCAGCAAUUACUCCGCGUGUAGCUCUUGUGGGUUAUGCCGAGCCAGUGAUGCACCGUAUGAUUCAAGAUGCACAGGAGCGACUCAUCUUGUGCAUGCAGAAAUAUAUUCGCGACGAAAUCGAAGGCUUUGUGCCCACCCCCGCUGAUCUAGACUACCCGGCGAAGUUAGUGACCGCAGAGCAGACUAGUGCGUCGUUAUAUGCUACAUGGUACCCUUCGCUGGAACACACCUUGAUGUGUCUGUCAAAGGGAUAUCAUUAUGUCAAGAUGGAGAUUUUUGAGGAAUUGGCACAGGACGCCAUUCAAAUUUGCGCAGCGUCCUUAAAAAUGGCUUCAGCUGAAAUUACAGCGACUCAGGGUGGUCUUCAUGGCUCGCUUUUUCUGGUCAAGCAUCUGCUCACAUUACGCGAGCAGAUAACUCCGUUCGAGAUUCAGUUUGCACAGACCAGCAAGGCGCUAGACUUUACUAGCAGCGCGGAUGCCAUGAAUGAGCUGCUUGCGGAUACAUCGACACUGUUUCGUUUCUCGGGACCGAAUGGCAUUAUGGGUCUCUUUGUGCGUGGUAUACCUCAUAUCCAGGAGACUACAGCAGAUGUGAAAAAGAAGCUUGAGCACGAGCUGAAGAAGAGUUGCACGUGCUUCAUUGAAAUUGUGCUGCAGCAGUUGGCCGGCCCACUGCUCACGCUGAUGAAGCAGGUCGCCCAUGUACAACACACACAAAAAGCCACGGCACUUGACUUUCGUCAAUGUGCCUUUGCUGCACCUACCGAGGUGAACAAUGUGCUCGUGGAUGUCUCUCAUCAGUUGCGCGAUACGUUGCCAGACAUUCUACAGACGAUUCACCUUUAUCUUCGCAACUCAUCCACCGAGACGAUCCUGUUCAAGCCCGUUCAGAGAAACCUGCUGGCCGCUGUGGAAAGUCUCAACUCGCUGAUGGAGCAAAUAUAUACCCGUGACGAGCUUCAGCCAUGCGAAGAAGUGUUUGAGAUUGUGCUGCAACAGUUGCGUGCACUUUAA